Clunio marinus is the source of this 1463-nucleotide messenger RNA. NCBI's taxonomy places the organism in Eukaryota, Metazoa, Arthropoda, Insecta, Diptera, Chironomidae. The record is from the annotation of a GenBank genome assembly.
GAGUUGUAUUAGCAGUCUUGGUUCUGUCUGAAGUAGUUCGUUCUCAAGGCGAUUUUCUUCAGCACUUUCUCAGCAUCAAAGUGAAUUAAAGCAAAUUAAAUCUGAAAAUUAUUCAAAAUUCUUGAAAACAUUUAAAAGUUUUGAAAAGAAAUAAAAAUGGCUUAUAAUCUUGGUCAACAAGCAUUCAACAUCCCAUCAUGGCAAAUCACCAGUCCUGGAAUUAUGGGAAACUUGACUGUGGUCGAUAAAGUGCCCCAGGAGAUGAUGAGUUUGAUUGAUCCUCAUUGGUAUCAAUUUCCACCAAUGAAUCCAUUGUGGCAUUCAAUUCUUGGAUUUGCUAUUGGACUCUUCUUGAUUAUUGCACUACUUGGCAACAUGUGCGUAAUCUACAUUUUCACGAAGACUAAGACACUCCGUACACCAUCAAAUUUAUUCGUUGUCAAUUUGGCUGUUUCUGACUUUAUGAUCAUGUUCACGAUGGGACCACCAAUGGUAGUCAACUGUUACCAUGAGACAUGGGUCUUUGGACCUUUGAUGUGUCAGCUUUAUGGAAUGGCUGGUUCUCUCUUUGGAUGUGUUUCCAUCUGGACAAUGACAAUGAUUGCUUUCGAUCGUUACAAUGUCAUCGUUAAGGGUUUAUCUGCCAAACCUUUAUCUCAUGGAUCAGCUGUAUUCAAAAUCUUCGUGGUUUGGGUUGCCUCUGCUGUAUGGACAGUUCUUCCUUUGUUCGGAUGGAAUCGUUAUGUACCAGAAGGUAACAUGACUGCAUGUGGAACUGAUUAUCUCAGCAAAGGAUGGGAAAGUCGAUCCUAUGUUCUUGUCUACGGAAUUUGGGUUUAUUUCCUUCCACUUUUGAUGAUCAUCUACUCAUAUUACUUCAUCUUGAAAGCAGUCGGAAAACACGAGAAAAACAUGAGAGAACAAGCCAAGAAAAUGAAUGUCGCUUCAUUGAGAUCGGCUGAAAAUUCAAGCCAAAGCACCGAAUGCAAACUUGCUAAGAUCGCAUUGAUGACAAUCUCAUUGUGGUUCAUGGCAUGGACUCCUUAUUUGAUCAUCAACUUUGCUGGCAUUUUCGAUCUUACCGCAUUAAGUCCAUUGGCAACUAUUUGGGGAUCACUUUUUGCUAAAGCCAACGCCAUUUACAAUCCAAUUGUGUAUGGAAUUAGCCAUCCUAAAUAUCGUGCUGCACUUUUGAAGACAUUCCCAUCAUUGGCAUGUGGAAGUGACAAUGACAAUGACACGCAAUCUGUUGCAUCUGGUGUCACCACAGUAGCAGAAGAAAAAGCAGAAAAACCAACAGCUUAAAUAUUUCUCCUUAAAAUUUAUUUAUUUGACCGCGGCUUCACUCAAGGAUAAUGAAUUGGAAAAAACAUUUUUAGAUUAGUUUUUAAUAUUCAGCAUUGAUGAAAAAAUAACAAAAAAAAAUUAAAAUAAUAAAAAUUUUCUUUGAUUCCUUGCAAAAA